This is a messenger RNA of Pezoporus occidentalis (night parrot), 1576 nucleotides long. RefSeq names its product calsenilin-like. Bases 336 to 1556 code for a protein of 406 amino acids. NCBI's taxonomy places the organism in Eukaryota, Metazoa, Chordata, Aves, Psittaciformes, Psittacidae. The transcript has 5 exons. Gene Ontology annotation, cellular component: nucleus; voltage-gated potassium channel complex. The record is from RefSeq and is a predicted model, not a curated record. Gene Ontology annotation, molecular function: calcium ion binding; potassium channel regulator activity; DNA-binding transcription repressor activity, RNA polymerase II-specific. Gene Ontology annotation, biological process: negative regulation of transcription by RNA polymerase II; regulation of potassium ion transmembrane transport.
CCCCCAGAGACCCUCUUGGGGGAGCUGGGACCUUUGUGCCCCUUGAGACCCCCCAGGCAGAGUGAUGGGGGGACCCCAGCCCACAGUGACCCCCAAACCCUCACAAGGGGGGGUCCCCAAUCUCCCAUCGACCUCAAUCCCCCCAGAGACGAGACAUGGGGACCCCCAAUUCCCAUGUGGAGGAAGGGGCUCAGGGCUUCUCCUUUGCACCCUGGAACACCCAUCGGGAGGAGAUGGGGGCUUAACCCCCCCCCUCGGCAGCACCCAAGGGGUGUGGGGCUCUCCGGCUGCCCCGGCACUGCAGAGCCUGUCCCUGGGCCAGUUUUCCCACCCCGAUGCCGGCGCUGAGCGGCUCCGCGGGGGCCUCCCAAGCACCAAUUAUUAAUGAGGCAUCAUUUAUUAAUUACCUUCCGCCGGGGCGGGAGGUUCCGCACCCCGGCAACGCGCUGCUGGAGGCUCCUGGGGAAACCCUGCGAUCGGGUGGCGACCCCUUGGGUUCUUCAACCCGGGGGUGCCCUUUUCCCCCCCAGCACAAGGGGAGCGUGGGGUCCAGCAGCAGGUCCUUGGGGGGGAUUGGGAUUGAGUGGGAUGAGCCGGGAAUGAUGCGGAGGAGCCGCCUUGCUGGGGGCAGACGGCGGCGAUGUCGAGGUGGAGCUGGCGGCCGCGCGGCACCAACCGGAGGAGCUGGAGGAGCUGCUGGCACGGACCAAGUUCUCCAGGCGGGAGCUGCGAGCCCUGUACCGCGGCUUCAAGAGCGUGAGUCGGGGGGGACCCUCACCCCCAGCGCGGCUGCACCGGAGCCGCGGCCUCACCGGCGCCCGCUUCCCUGCCAGGAGUGUCCCAGCGGCCUCGUGGAUGAGGAAACCUUCACGCUCAUCUACUCCCGGUUCUUCCCGCAAGGCGACGCCAGUACCUACGCGCACUUCUUGUUCGACGCCUUCGACGCCGACCGCAACGGGGCCCUCUGCUUCCAGGUGAUCCAUGAGCUCUUCCUUCGGGAUCACUGCCCUGCUCUGGCUGGAGCCGGUGCCAGGGUUGAUGCCGGAACUGCGGCACCGGCUUCACCGCGGGGAUUAAAAAUAGCUGCGAGCGAGAAUGGAAACGGGAUCAAUAGGGAUAAAACACAAUUCCCACCGGGGCGUCCGCCAGCGCCGGUGCAGGGGUGUGAGAUGAGGGUCCCAUCCCUCGGGUCCCACAGGGAUGUUCCCACUCAACCCCAGUUCCUCCGGCAGGAUUUUGUCUUGGGGCUCUCGGUCCUGCUCCGGGGGACGGUGCAGCAGAAGCUGCAAUGGGCUUUUAACCUCUACGACAUCAAUAAGGACGGCUGCAUCACCAAGGAGGAGAUGCUGGAGAUCAUGACGUCCAUCUAUGACAUGAUGGGGCGCUGCACCCAGCCCGCGCUCCGGGACUGCGCUCCCGCAGAGCACGUGGAGCUCUUCUUCCAGAAGAUGGACAGGAACGGCGACGGCGUCGUGACCUUCGAGGAGUUCCUGGACACGUGCCUGAAGGACGAGGACAUCAUGAGCUCCAUGCGCAUCUUCGAGGACGUGCUCUAGAGCGGGGCUUCGCGCCGGGU